This is a messenger RNA of Chrysemys picta bellii (western painted turtle), 1751 nucleotides long. It is a transcript of the gene ACAT1, whose product is annotated as acetyl-CoA acetyltransferase 1. The record is from RefSeq and is a predicted model, not a curated record. Gene Ontology annotation, cellular component: mitochondrion. Gene Ontology annotation, biological process: fatty acid beta-oxidation. Gene Ontology annotation, molecular function: acetyl-CoA C-acetyltransferase activity. Lineage: Eukaryota; Metazoa; Chordata; Testudines; Emydidae.
GGCGGAGCAGCGGCUCCCGUUGGCUGAGGGCGGGGGCGGUGGCCGCGCUGAAGGUGAGGCGCGGGCCUGGGGCUUCUGCCAGUGACACUCGGGCAGCGAUGGCGGCGGCGAUGCUGGGCGGCCGGGAGGUCGCGAGGCUGCUGCAGGUUUUGAAAUACACAAACCGGGGUUAUGCAUCACAGCGUACUUUAAAUGAAGUGGUCAUAGCAAGUGCAGCACGGACUCCCAUUGGAUCUUUCCAGGGAUCCCUUUCAUCGUUGCGAGCCACUGAACUUGGUUCCAUUGCAAUUAAAGGAGCAAUUGAAAGAGCAGGUAUUCCUGCAGAAGAAGUGAAGGAAGUGUAUAUGGGUAAUGUCCUGCAGGCUGGACAAGGACAAGCUCCAGCAAGACAAGCACUACUGGGUGCAGGUUUACCAAUCUCUACUCCUGCUACAACUAUCAAUAAAGUUUGUGCUUCUGGAAUGAAGUCUGUCAUGAUGGCAGCACAGAAUCUGAUGUGUGGAAAUCAGGAUGUGAUGGUGGCUGGCGGGAUGGAGAGCAUGUCUAAUGUUCCCUAUACAAUGAACAGAGGGGCAACACCUUACGGAGGAGUAAAGCUGGAAGAUUUGAUUGUAAAAGAUGGCUUGACUGAUGUUUACAACAAAAUCCACAUGGGUAAUUGUGCUGAAAAUACUGCUAAGAAGCUUACUGUUUCACGAGAGGAGCAAGACACUUAUGCUAUAAAUUCUUAUACUAGGAGCAAGACAGCCUGGGAAUCAGGAGAACUGAUAAAGGAAGUUGUUCCUGUCACUAUUUCACAAAAAGGGAAACCAGAUAUAGAAGUGAAAGAAGAUGAAGAGUAUAAGCGUGUUGAUUUCAGUAAAGUUCCAAAGCUGAAGACUGUUUUUCAAAAAGAAAAUGGAACAGUAACUGCUGCCAAUGCCAGCACACUGAACGAUGGAGCAGCUGCUUUGGUUGUGAUGACCUCCGAGGCAGCCAAGAGACUUAAUGUCACACCACUUGCAAGAAUAGUGGCUUUUGCAGAUGCUGCUGUUGAUCCUAUUGACUUCCCAAUUGCACCUGCGUAUGCUGUUCCCAAGGUUCUUAGUGAUGCAGGAUUGAAAAAGGAAGACAUUGCGAUGUGGGAAAUCAAUGAAGCAUUCAGCGUUGUAGUCUUAGCCAAUAUUAAAAUGCUGGGUAUUGAUCCACAGAAGGUGAACAUACAUGGAGGUGCUGUGUCUUUGGGACAUCCAAUAGGAAUGUCUGGAGCGAGAAUUGUUGGUCACAUGGCCCAUGUGCUGAAGCAAGGACAGUAUGGUCUUGCAGGAAUUUGUAAUGGAGGAGGUGGUGCUUCUGCGAUUCUGAUCCAAAAGCUGUAGUCUGGCUGGCUGUUGAAAAUACCAAACCUUAAAAUUAUAUGAGCAAAAUAAUCUGAGUGGUGGUGGCAGUUACAUUAUUUAUGGAUUUGCAGAUAACACCCACUUUAACUGUUGGUUUUCUAUAGUAUUUCUCUAAAACCUUGAUCAGUCAUGCUCACAUCUGUGUUGCACUAAAUUAGUUUAAAGUAAGUGUUUUUUACAUAGUGUGAACUAAAACUUAUCAAAUUAUGGUAAACUACAAGUUGUCAUUAGACAAAGACUGUAUGCCUACUCGGAAUGUAGCUGUUCUGUGGAUGAUUCACAAAGAUCCCCACCAGUAAUUAUUUGAAUGAAAAUUGUUUUCUUUGGUGGGUAAUGAAUUGAUAUUAAAUCAUUCAUAGCUCUUAGCAUGGA